This is a messenger RNA of Aspergillus piperis CBS 112811, 1376 nucleotides long. RefSeq lists its product as uncharacterized. The record is from RefSeq and is a predicted model, not a curated record. The transcript has a single exon. Lineage: Eukaryota; Fungi; Ascomycota; Eurotiomycetes; Eurotiales; Aspergillaceae. Bases 108 to 911 code for a protein of 267 amino acids.
GAUGACCUAUCAUCCUACCCCUUUAAGCCAUCAAAACAACCGUUCUCUCUCCAUUGACAGUACGCACUACAACAUAUCAUCACUACAAUUCUGUCCCUGCACGAGAAAUGUCCGACCACGAUGUCCCCGCGUUCGAUGUCUACUUCAUCUUCCAGAAACAGGAGCUGAAGCUUGUCUUCAACUCGACAACCCAAGCAAAUGCAUACCAGGCCUCAAACCGCGAGGGUCGCAUCUUCGCCGCGGAGCCCACCGCUGUCUACCUCCCUCACUCCCCAGCCAUGACCUAUCUCCGCGACAGCAGCAGUGGUCUGGUAAUUGGCUUCGCGACCUCCGAAGACGCAGAGACAUGGUGCCGCACCUCCAUUCUCGGCCAUAUCUACUCGUCAGAACCAUCACCUGAAGUUCGCAUCAGACGCAACUGGACGGACGAAGAGCUGGAUGAGGUGCUUCGCAUUCAGUCCAACCCGAAUGUCUUUCGAAAAAGUGUCCCCUUCACCCUGCGCCCUGCCAUGCCACCAAGCAUCACUCCUCCCGCAAGCAAUUCCUCUUCCUCUACCACUACCUCGAGAGCCCCGAGUGGUCAGUUCGCACCGCCUCCGUGGGCACAGGUCUCGCUGAACCUGGAUUCCGAUUCUCCGCCAGCUACGACGUUGACCCCACCGAAUCAAUAUCAACUGCCAAGCACAUACUCGCCAGUAUCGGAUCAGCCACCCAGGGGAAGUAUCAUAGCGUACCCCGGUCCACAGGCACCACGCGCACAAUCCUACGCCGCACCUUCAGAGACAGGGAACGGGCCAGCGCAAAGGAAGCUUAUUCCACAGGUCGACGAGCUGGGAGUCGCUCCUCUCCGACCUACACAUAUUUCACCGAGAACGUCCAGCACGAGUCUUCAUCGUGUAUCAGUUCAGUAGACUUUCGGGAAAGGGAAAUGAAUGGGACGAUUUACAUAGCGAUGGCGUUUAAUGUUGAAGGUAAUGCAGUUUUGCAUAAUUCUUUCUAUUGUUGGGUUAUUAUAAUAAAACAGUCGUUAAGAAGAGAAUAAGAGUUGAUCAGCGGUCUAUCGCCGUUCAUCGUAGGUGCUGCAAUAGAGGGGGUUUUCCUCUGCUGUAGCACCUCAUUAAUCAUGUUUGCGUUAUUGAACACAGCGCAUCCGACAUUAUAACCAUCGAAUCAGCAUGAUCGGAGUAAUUAUAAGGUUCGAUAGUCAUCUAUAGAUAACCAAACUUCCCCUCAAUACUGACGAUCCGGCCAAGCAUCAUACAAGCCCUCGGACACAGUCACGUUGGAGAACGCAACACCACCCACACCAUUAUGGAAGAAGCUGAUGUUAGUGGAGUUGGCGUACCAGGAACUAUCCUCACGUUAGCAUCACCACA